Molecule: messenger RNA, 879 nt
Organism: Corapipo altera (White-ruffed manakin)
Lineage: Eukaryota; Metazoa; Chordata; Aves; Passeriformes; Pipridae
Exons: 2
Coding region: 191-853 (220 amino acids)
Source: RefSeq, a predicted model, not a curated record
CCACCUCCUCCUCCGGCGCGCAGCCCACGGCUCUGGCAUCCCCAACGCACUUUCUCUCCUCUCCUCGCUCUCUCUUCCCCCUGCCGUUCCUCCUUCUCCGGUAAAAAAAUAAACCAGAAGAGACCGCGGCUACGCUUGGUCUUGGGGUUUCUUUCUUUCCCUUUUUUUUUUUUUCUGUCCUCUGGAAGUGAUGAAAGGAUCACAUGAGGAGCAGGCACGGCGACCUAGGACCCUCAGAAGUCGGAGAAGGCAUCGGGCACAUAUAUCCUAUGCAUACUUUUCAGAGCACUUAUUUGACAAUGAUUUAUAUCUCCUUCCUGAAGCUGAUGGACAACCAGUGCAUUUUCUAGUGAAAAAAAACCACUUUCGUAUCCUCAAUCCACCCAUCCCUCCGUUCUCCAUGCUGCUGGUAUUUAUAAACCUGUCGCCAACAUAUAAGGCAGAGCAGACCAUUGUCGACUGCAGGUAUUUCUGCCCUCUGUGUCCCCAGUCACGAAAGAAAGUGGGAAUGUUAAAAGUUCUGCAAGACUGCAGAAACUUUCCCUGCCCCACAGUCUCAGAGGGAUUAAACAGAAUCAUUCCUGUUUCUCUCCCUGCCUCUGGACUCUCAGCCAGUCUACCCUUCAAGUCAGUGGAUGAUACUCAGGUAAUUUUUUCGUCAAAUCCAGAUCAUGUCAAUCCAGAAAAUUACUUAAUUGGGCAUUACCUGCUCCUGUGGAGAUGGGUCCUCCUUGGUAGGUCACCCAAAGCCCACCGGGUCCGGCAGGUUGAAAGGGGAGAAAGUGGCAGAACAGCUGGGCUCCGGCAUGGUACUGUUUCUAAGGUUCACCACCGAGGUCUCUGUUUUCCAUAGCUGUCACUGAUCACCAUCACCGAAGG